UUUUUUUGUAGACUGCAUGAAUGGCGAUCGUUCUCUGCAAGUCUCGGCUUCGUCCCAAACGUAGCCGAAGUGCCAGUGAACUUCUCAAGAGACCUCAAACAUCUCGAUCAAAUUUGCGCCAGAGAAGUUCAUAAGGUGGCAGUGAUUUAUGUAGCCGACGGUCAGGAAGACAAGCAGUCUAUUCUCUCCAACACCAAGGCCUCACCGAGCUUCGAGCGUUUCGUUAGUGAAUUGGGCUGGCCGGUAUGCAUUGGAAAAGGACAUGAAGGUUAUCCAGGUGGAUUACCAUACGACACAAAUGCGCCCUACUACGCUACACCAGAUACAGAGCUAAUAUUUCAUGUUAGCACUUAUCUAUCUGGCGACGUAACCCAGAAGUGGAAACAUAUCGGAAAUGAUGAAGUUCAUGUCGUUUGGUCUGAGCACUCCAAGCCCUAUCGACGGGAGACAAUGGCGACGAAGUUUGGAGAUGUGUUGAUCGUACUGGAAAGAGCAGAUGAAAAGGUGUAA
Messenger RNA from Strongylus vulgaris, 510 nucleotides. The record is from the annotation of a GenBank genome assembly. NCBI's taxonomy places the organism in Eukaryota, Metazoa, Nematoda, Chromadorea, Rhabditida, Strongylidae.